Molecule: messenger RNA, 1599 nt
Organism: Anthostomella pinea
Lineage: Eukaryota; Fungi; Ascomycota; Sordariomycetes; Xylariales; Xylariaceae
Source: the annotation of a GenBank genome assembly
AUGGAACCUCCAGCAAAACGCCGGCGCCUGAGUGACGGAGAUGCAGGUCGUGAUCGCAAGGCAUCAUCAUCUAGUCGAGCCCCAGCUUCUCUGUCUCACCCAAUCAGUCCUCCCCGAAAGAAGACUGUCGAAAAGACUGUCAAAGAACGUCGACUUCUCCCUUCUCCGUUCCGGCUUACCACAAUCACGGACCUUCCUCCAGAGUCCAACGUCGGAGCCGUGUCACUCAAAGACUUACUCGGAGACCCUCUUAUCGCCGAGUGCUGGGAGUUCAACUACCUACACGAUGUGGACUUCUUGAUAAGUCACUUCGACGAAGAUACCAGAUCGCUCGUCAAGGUCCACGUUGUCCAUGGCUUUUGGAAGAGGGAAGACCCCAACAUGCUAGCUCUAGAGGAGCAAGCCGGCCAACGCAAGAAUGUCACUCUACACACGGCGUUCAUGCCGGAGAUGUUCGGCACACAUCACUCCAAGAUGAUGAUUCUACUCAGACACGAUGAUACGGCCCAGAUUAUCAUCCACACAGCCAAUAUGAUCUCCAAGGACUGGACCAACAUGACGAACGGGGUGUGGCAGUCUCCACGACUUCCGCAACUCAAAGCCGCACAGGGGUCUCCGGAGAUAGACACAACGAGAGUAGGGAGCGGGCAUCGGUUCAAAAUCGACCUGCUGAAUUACCUCCAAGCCUACAACACACGGCGCGACGUUUGCAAGUCGCUGGUGGAGAAUCUUGCGAAAUACGACUUCUGUGCCGUCCGCGGCGCACUGGUGGCUAGUGUACCUGGCAAACACGAUGUGGACCAGGACCUGGAGAAGACACGCUGGGGGUGGCAGGGUCUGAAGCAAGCAGUGAAAUCAGUCCCAGUCCAGGAUGGCAAGUCCGAGAUUGUUGUGCAAAUCUCCUCUAUAGCGACUCUGGGCGGCACCGACGCUUGGCUGCAACGCACGCUCUUCGAUGCCUUAUCAGCAUCAUCCUCAUCCAAGUCCAAGCCCACAAAACCAAGCUUCAAGAUUGUGUUCCCCACCCCAGACGAGAUACGGCGGUCCCUGGACGGGUACGCGUCCGGCGGCUCGAUACACACGAAGAUCCAGUCGGCGGCCCAGGCCAAGCAGCUGCAGUACAUGCGGCCUAUAUUCCACCACUGGGCGAACGACUGCGAGAAGGGCAUUGCCCCAGAAGGAGCAGAACCCAAAGACGCAGGCCGCCAGCGCGGCGCGCCGCACAUCAAGACCUACAUCCGCUACGGCGAAAAUUCGACGAUCGACUGGGCGCUGCUCACAUCCGCCAACAUCUCCAAGCAGGCCUGGGGCGAGGCGACCAACAAGGCCGGCGAGGUGCGCAUCGCCUCGUGGGAGAUCGGCGUCCUGGUCUGGCCGGAGCUGUUAACGGACGACCCGAGGGCGCGGAUGGUCGGCACGUUCAAGACGGACAUACCCGUCAAGGACGACUUCGACGGCGAGAGCGAGACGCCCCUGGUCGGUCUGCGCAUCCCGUACAGUCUGCCCUUGCAGCGGUAUGGAAAUGCCGAGGUCCCGUGGGUGGCUACGGCGAGCUACACUGAGCCGGAUUGGAAGGGCGGCGUUUGGGGAGGGUGGUAG